AUGGGCCCCUACAAACUACCGACGACUGGCAAAGCCAUAACUGACCUUACCGUUCUUCCGACAGUCAGCAAAUCCCGAAAGCCUCGCUUUGAACUACAUCUUAAGGUUUACGACCUCAACAACAUCCCACUGGCGUCCGGCACGGCCUUUGUCAAAUGGCAUCUUCCCUACAGCAUUCACAGCGAGCACCGCGGUCGGUCGUCCAAACAUAAUGUCGCAAACCACCGAGUGGAAUUCAACUAUGCGAAGAUUGUUCCACUGCGCCUGGUCAUUGACAAAAACAAUCGCCUCAGCGACUACCCCAUCGAGUUCGAGGUCACUCAAGAAUUCAGCAACAACGGCGUCGGUCGCGACGAGAAGAUUGUCCUCGGCAAGAUCACAUUGAACCUGGCUGAAUAUGUGGCUGAGAGCGAGGCUAUGCUCCGGGAUUUACGGCCUGCUUCAGGCCACAGCGAUACGGCGCGCUGGAACUUCCCCAGCGCAACGGAGAGCCACCACACGCGGCAACGCAGCUCGCUGAGCGCAAAGGGCACGAUCAGCAGCUUUAGCACAGGCCUGGGGGUAUUCGACAGCGGUGAUGGUGCUGAGUCUAUGCUGUCUACCUCGCCGUCCGGUGUGUCUGGGCCGCCCCAUUCUGCAGGAUCGUCCGCUUCGACCGGCACACCCUUGGUCGAAGAAGGCGUGACGCGACGUUAUCUCAUGCAGGAGAGCAAGAUCAAUGGCACCCUGAAAAUAAGCGUGCUCAUGGUCCAGGUGGACGGCGAUCGCAGCUUUGUAUCCCCGCCUCUAAAAUCUGCCCCCGUCUUUGGCGGUAUUGCCGGCAUCAUGGCGAGUGGUGAGGUUCUGGGUGGCGGUGUUGUGAGCCUACAUGACGACUUGGAUGAUCCUUCGGCCUCUAUAGGAGGUGGGGCCGGAUCGAGAGCGUCACGCGCGGCUGCGAAGGGUCGCGACGUCUCCGAGGUUCAAGACGUAUACCGACGUGCGCUGGCCGCAUCGUGGGCUUGCGAGCAGGGCGAGCUACCGGCAGACGAAUGCAUCGAGGACAUUUUCAACGGCGGUGAUGGUUUCCGACGCCCGGCCGGUGGCAACACGCCUGACUCUCCUCCAGUUGGACGCACGCUUCCGUCUAAUUCGUCACUGCACUCAGUGACCGAGGACCAGGAUAAAGAUAGCGAGGGAAGCGGUUUGGGAGGCAGUGGUUCGUCUGAAAGAAAGAAGGGGCACCGGUUUAUUCCAAAGUUGCCCCUGCGGCGCAAGACGGCGCCAACAAAUAUCGACUCAGCGCAGAAGACGCUGCACAAGGCGAACAGCAGUAACGCUCUGAGAGGAAAGGGUGGUGUCGGCGCUCAGUUUGAUGCCGGUGGUAAUAACAGCAGCAGCGGAGAAGAGGGUGACACCACGAGCAGUGGUAGUACUGGCAGGCCAGGCACGGGCAUGACGUAUAACCCGCACGCCGAUGACGACGGUGGCUUUGAAAUCAAUGCAACUCUGAGACCGUACGACUUGCGUCAACUCCGCAAACCGCUGGCAGUCUCGUCAGAUCCGGCAUUUGCAGCAAUACGACAGCAUGAGCGCGAGGACAGUGUUCUGUCUGACCGAACAAUAAAGGGACCCGGCAACGCUGGCAGUUUUGACGUCCCUAGGUCCGCGCGAAGCAGCCCUGGGCCGGGCUUCGUGUCCUCUAGGCUUCUACGAGACAAUGCUUUUGGGGGGCUAGCAUCUUCACCAAUGCCAGCGGGAAACAGUAGCCACUGGAGAAGUCAUGGGGAAGAAAGAGGACGUCAAUCAUCAGGCCACGGUAGAGAUGAUGGUAAUCGCGGUGGCAGUGGUGCUGACGAGGACCAGAGCUUCAAGUCGCAGGACGUCGACGAGAAUGAUGUACGUGAGAACUUCAUGGCAUGGCAAAUGUCGAGCUCGGUGGCUGCGUCUUAG
This is a messenger RNA of Grosmannia clavigera kw1407, 1932 nucleotides long. RefSeq lists its product as uncharacterized. Bases 1 to 1932 code for a protein of 643 amino acids. The transcript is spliced from 3 exons. Lineage: Eukaryota; Fungi; Ascomycota; Sordariomycetes; Ophiostomatales; Ophiostomataceae. The record is from RefSeq and is a predicted model, not a curated record.